This is a messenger RNA of Oncorhynchus gorbuscha (pink salmon), 1838 nucleotides long. RefSeq names its product type I inositol polyphosphate 5-phosphatase 12-like. The coding region runs from base 534 to 1331 and encodes 265 amino acids. Lineage: Eukaryota; Metazoa; Chordata; Actinopteri; Salmoniformes; Salmonidae. The record is from RefSeq and is a predicted model, not a curated record. The transcript has 8 exons.
UCGCGAAGCCAGAGGGUUUGCUUGAACGUUCCAAAAAGUGGAUGUUUAGGAGACUUCUACAGAACGACGUGGAGUCAACGUCCUGCCGCUUCACUGCGCCGACACUUUACUGUAGAUAUGGAAGGAGAUGCAUAACUGUAUAUUAAGACGUAAACCGUAUUAUAAUAAGAUACCAUCUGACUGCUGUGUCCGUGGGAAUUACUUCGUAAUUGGGGGAUCAUCAUAUUCAUUCGGGUUUAUUUUGCUUUGGAAUUCCUGAUCUGCUCUUGAUAUGAUAUCCACGGCAGAUUGUUGUUUUUUAACCAUGUCUUUUAUAAUUAAUUUGGCAAUCUGCUAAACUUUGGGGAGAGCAUACAAUAUUCUGUCUGUCGAUCACUUUGGAUACUGCGAGCUAUGUUGCCAAGAUGUUACAAGAGAUCAAUGUUUCGUCCUUUUUUCUGGAAACAAUCUUAACGCUCUUAUUGUAAACAAAUGUAAAAGUACAAUGAUACAUUCAUACUGAAACCAAGGGAUUAUACACAGGACGGUGGAGAAUGGCUUCGAAGGAGAGGUUGAAUGAGCUGUGGAUUUUAUAUUACACCAAGAAAGAUGAGGGCUGCCUGCAGCAGUGGCUGGAGGCUUUUGUGGCUUCCUUUGAGAAGCUUGUUGAUGUGCAGUCACUGGAGCCUCGCAGGCUGGAGAACUAUAUUGCGGAGGUUCCCCUUGUACCCAGGGACAUACUGGUGUUCCUCAGUGACCAGCUAUCACACAGUACCAUUCACCUCUCUGGGGGCGACAGUAACAACAGCACCCUGCUCCUCUCUGGGGGCGACAGUAACAACAGCACCCUGCUCCUCUCUGGGGGCGACAGUAACAACAGCACUCUGCACCCCUCUGGGGGCGACAGUAACAACAGCACCCUGCACCCCUCUGGGGGCGACAGUAACAACAGCACCCUGCACCUCUCUGGGGGUGACAGUAACAACAGCACCCUGCACCUCUCUGGGGGCGACAGUAACAACAGCACCCUGCACCUCUCUGGGGGCGACAGUAACAACAGCACCCUGCACCUCUCUGGGGGCGACAGUAACAACAGCACCCUGCACCUCUCUGGGGGCGACAGUAACAACAGCACCCUGCACCUCUCUGGGGGCGACAGUAACAACAGCACCCUGCACCUCUCUGGGGGCGACAGUAACAACAGCACCCUGCACCUCUCUGGGGGCGACAGUAACAACAGCACCCUGCACCCCCUGCUGCUUAUUAAGUUCUUCAUUAUCGUCUGCAGGAAUAUGGAAAACAUGGACCCAGAGAAGACCCCAGGCUUUGUCUUGAGACCCUUAAACUGUUAAACUUCUGCUUGACUCAGCUGAAGAAGCAGCCUGCGGAUCAGUCGUCCCUCCAGACAGUGAUUCAGUAUGGCCUAAUGCUGUUGGAGAGUCUCUUUGACCCUUAUAAUACAUGGAGGAGACGCCUGACAGGGGAGGAGGUGAGCAUGGUGGAGAGGAGCAAGUAUAAGUUCUCCCCUCUCCCCUUACCAGAGGAGCUGCCUGCUCUAUUCCAUGACAGCCUGCAGGACAGCCAGCAGAUCCCAGAGGACCUCGCUCUCCGAUUGGUCCAUCUCCAAGGGGCUGUCAUCAGUGGCAGCAAGAAGAACGGCCUGCCUCCAUCACCCUGCAGUCUGUGGAGAACCUUCUUUCUGUACUCCGAGCCUGGUGCCUCCGGACCUCCUCCAACCCCAAGGACCCCACGCUGCUACGGCUGACCCUGCAGUGCCUGACUGCAAUGGUGCAUACCCUCCACUCCAGUAGUCCUGCAGAGCGCCGGCUGGAGAUCAGGACCGUGUUGGAUGGCUACUU